Messenger RNA from Orbilia oligospora ATCC 24927, 1419 nucleotides. RefSeq lists its product as uncharacterized. Gene Ontology annotation, molecular function: protein binding. The transcript has 2 exons. Bases 1 to 1419 code for a protein of 472 amino acids. The record is from RefSeq and is a predicted model, not a curated record. Lineage: Eukaryota; Fungi; Ascomycota; Orbiliomycetes; Orbiliales; Orbiliaceae.
AUGCCACCAGCAAUAACCACCUUACCUUCCGAACUAGUUUCCCUAAUCCUCACACACCUUUCCCUGCGUGAUACUCUCUCCCUCCUACAAACCUGUAAAUCCCUCUACCCUCCUUCUCUCCACCAUCUCUACUCGACGCUUCACCUCUGCGAUCGAAUACCCGGGAAAUAUCGCGGACCACCAUGUCCGCCGUUUACCCAUAACCCUCUCCGUGCGGUUGGAAACGAUGGGUGCAGGGCUUUAGCCCGUACUACCAAUGAAUUCGAGAAGCGGGAGGAAGUGAUGCCGGGAUUUGGGUAUAUUAGAGGAUUGGUUUUGGAACCCGAGGUUUUUGCGAGAAGUACGGCUUGUAUGACUGAUGGUUUGCUGAGAGUGCUUGGGGAUAGGAUUGAGGAAGGUGGGGUGGCGGUUCGGUGGGUUAAGGUUAGUGUUUGGGGGAGUUACCUGGAAACUUCAGAUGAUCCACCUACUGGAAUUGAAAGAUUCCUAGGGAUUUUGAAAAGGUAUUCUGAAGGGAAGCAGGCGGAUGAAUUUAGCAUUAUCCUGGAUACGAACUUUAUAAGUUCCAUCUCGCAAUGGUUUAAACCCAAGUGUUCCAUAUUCGACUUGAUCGACUUGGAAAAAGUCACAAGUCUGGAUCUACUGAUAUUUCUUCACGACGAUGAAGAUGAAGACGGCUUCCGACUGUCUAGUAGCGAUGAAGAUGAAGAUGACGACGACGACUACGGCGACACCCACGAAGAUGCAACUGGCGAAAGAAUCAGUUACGAGGAUAGAAUACUCGAAACUAUCGCCGGAAAGCAAGCGACAGAUCUCACCGCACUUCUAACAAGGACAGUGAACCUACGAACACUAAAACUAGCUACGGACAACGAAGAACGCCAGUAUAGCCCCCCACCGAUAGAAAGAAUGGCUUCACUUCUGAAUAACCUCCAAACCGCAUUUCUGGGCUUAAAACAACUAGAAUGGCUCUACCUCCGCGGCGAGAUGUUCCAUCCAUCAUACUUCAUCACCCCACCACCAAAAGUCAAAACCCUAAAGAUCAAAUGCGUAGUAAGCGUCGCCUGGUGGAGACGCUUUGCAAACGCGGAGUUAAAAGGGGUGAAGGAGUUGAUUAUCUACAAUUCGAAGGUGGAGACUGCUAGCUGGAUGAGUGAAUUGGAUAAAGAUGAUUAUGAGAUUGAACAGGAUGAUGAUGAAUAUGGAAUGACGUAUGCUGCGACGCCGAAGGAGUUUGAUUUGGGUAGUGUGAAAGUUGAAGGGCUUAGAGAGUUCUGGUUGCAAGGAGGGUUUAGGCCACGGGAUUUGGGGGAGUGUAUUGCCAAGGCGGCGAAGGGGGGUAUUUCAAUUUUGGGGGACCUGUCUGCUGUGCCGGAGGGGGAGGUUUUGAGGGGUCAACGAGAGGGGUUGGGAUCUUAG